Molecule: messenger RNA, 953 nt
Organism: Crotalus tigris (Tiger rattlesnake)
Lineage: Eukaryota; Metazoa; Chordata; Lepidosauria; Squamata; Viperidae
Product: olfactory receptor 52M1-like
Exons: 1
Coding region: 39-953 (304 amino acids)
Biological process (GO): G protein-coupled receptor signaling pathway
Cellular component (GO): membrane
Molecular function (GO): olfactory receptor activity; G protein-coupled receptor activity
Source: RefSeq, a predicted model, not a curated record
UCUACAACACCUGUCUCAGCCCCUCUAGCUUCUUACUCAUGGGCAUUCCUCAUCUGGAAGCAGUCCAUGCAUGGCUGUCCAUCCCGUUUGGCUCCCUGUACAUUAUGGCAGUGCUAGGGAACUGCACCAUCUUCUUCAUCAUCAAGGCAGAGCCCAGCCUCCACCAGCCCAUGUAUCUCUUCCUUUCCAUGCUGGCUGUCACUGACUUAGUGCUCUCCUCCUCUGCUCUGCCCAAGCUGCUAGCCAUCUUCUGGUUUAACAGCAAAGAGAUUGGCUUCCACUCAUGCCUCCUGCAGAUGUUCACCAUUCAUUCUUUUGCCACUGUUGAAUCAGGGAUUUUUCUGGCUAUGGCUUAUGACCGUUAUGUGGCAAUAUGUACCCCACUGAGACAUAAGGCCAUUUUAACCCAUUCAACUGUUGUUAAGAUUGGAGUGGCAGCUGUCUUGAGAGGCUUCCUCUAUAUCUCACCUCUCCCUUUGCUUGUGAGGAGACUGACUCAUUAUCAUACCAACAUCAUCGCACACUCUUAUUGUGAGCACAUGGCUGUGGUGAUGCUUUCCUGUGAUGACACCUCCAUCAGCAACAUCUAUGGAAUGGCAAUUGGCUUUCUGGUCCUCAUCAUUGAUUCCCUGGGCAUUGGUCUGUCUUACGUCUUGAUCCUCCGGGCAGUGAUGAAUUUAGACACAGCAGAGGCCCGGCUCAAAUCUUUUAGCACUUGUAGCUCCCACAUUUGUGCUAUCUUAGUUUUCUACAUCCCCAUAGCCGUCUCCUCCCUGACCCACAGAUUUGGCCAUCAGGUGUCUCCUCCGACUCAUAUUCUUCUGGCCAACUUCUACCUCAUCUUUCCCCCUGUCUUAAAUCCCAUUGUUUAUACUGUCCGCUCUCAAGUAAUGCAGAGGAAGUUAGUCAAGAUGCUAUCCUGGGCCCAGAGGCUAAUCAGAGGCCGUUUGUGA